AUGCCCGCGUCUUUGGUAUUACCACGUAUUAAGCCUAAAAUGAGAUCGAAACCAGCACUCGUGGGCACUCGGCGACGAUCACGUAGAAACAAAACAAAGCACAGCAAAUUUGGCGUCACAGAACCCAACGCCGCCAUUAGAAAAAUCCUCGAGUGCGAGCGGUCAAGUGUCCUGACUUCUCUGCCCAAGGUUCAAUUAGCAGACGAUGGAAGGAAAAGGAGCAACAACCUGCUCCCACCUCUCGACUCGGAGCCCAGUUUCCAACGCUCCCCUCGAAAAGGCGUCGUGGUACAGGGUUUCUCUGAAGAGAGCGCUGAGAAAAGGUAUAAGAAAAUCAGCGUGGAACUUGACAGGAAAAUCGUCUCCCAUUUACGACGGUGUCUGAGCAAACGACUAGAUAAACGUUAUGGACCGUGGGAGAAACCCAGCCUAGAAGAAGAUGAUGACAACACGUCACAGUUAUAUAGAAGCAGGAAUAACUGGAAAGAAUCUGACCACAGAAAACGAUUCUUUUCUUCAUACAACGAAUUUGGUGAGAAAAUAAAUGUCAACGGUGAAAUGACAGUCACGAAAUCACCAACGCUUUCAAACGACCAGUCGUCCGGUGUUGAAAACGGCUACAAUAGUGACAACAACGACAACGCCACCUCACUUCCCACCAUCGGCACUCCAGCUCAGAAACCGAAACGCGUUUCACUCCAGGAGCCAGUACAAAACGGUUUAACAGAGGACGAAAUAAACAGAAACGAAUUAGACCCGGAAAACAACGGAGAUGUGGAAGACCCGAUAGCAGAAGAGUUACUGAUCAGUCCAAUUCCAACUCCCGUCGUUUACAGACCGGAAACACGCGAAAGUGAACGAAUGAGCACCGAAGAUAGACGAACACAGAUGCUGCAGGGAUUUGUCCACAGAAUGUGUCCCCCGGAUGAAAAAGUGGUGAAGAUGUACUUAACUUCAGGAUUCGUAGAUACCCAGGUAGAACGGACAGUGCUGAUGGAGCGAGUUUUUCUCCCUUUAAGAGAAUACUGCCUCAGUCACGGUCACGAGUUACAGGUGUUUGACUUGCACUGGCCAAUGAAAGACUCGGUCUCUGACGACCAUGGCAUUCCGGAACUCUGCAAGAAGAUCAUCAACGAGUGUCAUUCCAAUUCCAUGGGAAUUAAUUUUCUGUUGCUUCUUGGUGAAAAAUACGGACCUUACCUUCUUCCGCCUGCAAUACCAGCCGAAGAAUUCGACACGAUAGUGGAAGCAGCAAAAAUCUACAAACAAUGUCAUCUUGCCAUACUGAAAACCAAGAUGCAAGACAUAGAGAGCAUCCGAUUUGAACGCGAAACCGCGAGGAAGAAUCUCACCCUGGAAGUGGACUCUGAACUUACGGCGACACAGACGACUCUUGAAGUCCCUAGACGUGACAGCAUCCGGAAGCAAAGCCUGGAACACGAGACGAAGGAGCCCGCGAGUUUGCCCGACGAGAACAGGUACAGGCGCCGUGCGAGCAUCGCUCGGAAAGAGGGCAAGUCCAUGAAGGCGCUCAAGGACGAGGAGGAGGAACUGCCAGACACAGACCUACUGGAGCAGUGGUACCUCAAGGACGAGAACUCUGUUCCCGCGGUCUAUCGUCUGCAGAAAAUUAGCACUCUAUUCAAGGACAUCAACAAAGCAGACCGCUCCAAAAGUUCUGCCGCCAAGUAUAGCUGGGCGGUCAUUUCGAGAAAACUACUGAAAAUAUUCCAAGACUUUGGAUCUCGUCUCGUCAGCCAAGAAGCCCAAAAGAAAUAUUUUCAGUCAUUGCUUGAAGUGGAACUAGAACACAUUUUAGGGGAUCCCGACACAACUCACACACUGUGCAUACUGCGGACCAUGGCUGGGCUUAAUCGGCGUUUAGGGGAUCAAAAGGCAGCGGAAUAUGUCGACGUUCACCCGAAAAACACUGACCAGCUCGAUUCAGAAAUGAAUAAACGUAUGGAGCAUCUUCGUGGUGAUUUUACUCAAAGCAAGCUACGGGAAAACUACAUCCAUAAUUUCCAAAUAACGUGGCUCGAAGGUGGCGUUGUUACAUCCGGAAAUAGGGAGCACUUCGUGUACUUGGAGCGCAUGUGCAAAACGGUGUACGACUCCAUCCAGCGGCAGUUAAAGGAAGCGUUUGAAAACGAUCGCGCGGACAAGCAGAGGAAGUUGUGUGAAGAGGUCUCACAACACGUUAUGGUCUGUCAUGCUAGGGCCAGGCAGUUUCAUGGUCGUAAAGACAUUCUGCAGCAAAUAAAAUCUUACAUCCGAUCACAUUCUACAUCUCCAUUAGUGAUCUAUGGGAAACCAGGAAGUGGAAAGUCGGCCAUUUUGUCUAAAGUCGCUAAAGAUAUUCAGAAAUGGAAGAAAGGGGAGGACGUUCGAGUUGUCGUGAGAUCAGUCGGGGUGACGGCAGCGUCCACCAACGUGCGUACUUUACUGAGAGACAUGUGCCGCCAGUUGUGUGAAAUCUCAGGAUGCAAUUAUUUGAACAUACCAAUGGAUUACAAGGGUCUGGUGAACUACUUUGCUUUUAGAAUUAACCACACUGCUGAGGAGAAGCCGUUAGUGAUUAUCAUUGAUGCUCUGGAUCGAAUCACUGAUGAUCACGAGGGACGAAAACUGACCUGGCUUCCUACAGACUUACCUAAACAUGUCCAUCUCGUUGUUUCCACUCUUCCCGACGAGCGAUACGACUGCUUCAAUGCUCUCCAGAAAUCCCUUGAAGGAAAGGACGACUGCUUCAUCGAGGUCAGAGAUCUUCCCACGGGUGAUGCCAUGGCGAUCCUAUCUCACUGGCUGAACACUGGGGACCGACAGCUGACCCAGGAGCAGUUCGAUAUUCUCAUGGACACAUUUCAGAAAUGUCCAAAUCCACUUUUCAUGAAGCUGGCAUACAAGGAAACGUUGCUGUGGACUUCGUACAUGACCAAGGAUCAGACCAAGUUAGCGGACAGUGUGAAGAAGAUGGCUACUGUGAAAUUUGGAAGACUGGAACGUGAUUGCGGGGACUCGUUGGUGAGGAGGGCUUUAGGGUACAUCACAGCUGCUCGCAAUGGUGUGACCAGCAGUGAAAUGGAAGACCUGCUGUCGCUGGAUGAUGCUGUGAUGGAUGACGUCAAUACAUUGUACGCUCCUCCAAUGCGGCGGAUACCAAGUCUGCUUUGGAUUAGGGUAAAAGAUGAGUUAUCAGACUACUUGACUGAGGUCCUGGCAGACAACAUGAAAACCAUCGUCUGGUCGCACAGUCAGUUCAGGGAGGCUGCUGAAGAAAGAUACAUGAACCAAAGAGACAAAGCACCGUCCUACCACAAGGCAAUGGCGGAAUAUUUCAUGGGUAUAUGGGCAGACAAACCAAAACCAUACGGUUCCAGUGAAAGGGGAGCACUGAGGUUAGUGGCGAAGCAAGAACUGUAUAGUGAACAAGAGGAUUCUAAGCACGAUGGAUCUGACAGAGUCUACAAUCUCCGCAAAAUCAACGAGCUGCCUCAUCACUUGUUGAGAUCACAGCAGAAUGACCUCCUCAAGUCUCAAACACUGUGCAAUUUCGAAUGGGUUCUGUCCAAACUGUCUGGAACUGGCUUGCGUGCACUGUUAGAAGAGUACCACAUAGUACUGUCAUUAGAACCAGGAGACGUGGAACUGAAGACAAUAUCCGACACCCUGUAUCUUUCAGGUAGUGCUUUGUUCAAAGAUCCCCGACAGCUGGCCUCACAAGUUAUAGGCCGACUGAAUGGUAUCAUUGCAAGAGAUGUUCCCAAAACAGCUGCAGAUCCCAGGAAGUAUCCGACUCUUCAUGCGUUUGUUGAUCAAGCUAGAAAUUCCUCUUUGCCAUCCCUGAUACCUUCAGUUGAAUGUCUGACUGAGCCUGGGGGAAUUUUAUUUGACUUGUUGUCUGGACACACUGACCCUAUUACUGCCCUGACGCCUACCACAGAUGGUAUGAUGGCCCUAACUACCUCUCUUGACAACACAAUGAAACUCUGGGAUAUACGGACAGGACGCGUCCGAAAAACAAUUGAUGGUGUUGGCAUCAACGUGUCCUUCAUCAGAACAGCGAAAAAUAAUACACUGGCAAUAACGACAGAGGGAACAAUGAUCAGGAUUUGGAGUGUAAAGACUGGGAGCUGUGUUCACGUGAUUGACGACUAUGUUGACCCUGCUAACAUCACAGUUGUGAGUGACGGCCGACUGCUGGUCGCACUGUUUGAUGGCUCCUAUAUGUUCUGUUCGUGGGAGCUGGACACCUUUACGCAACUCUGUGAUAAGCAGAUUCCUGAAGUGGGAAUUCACAAGGAUAAGUCGAUUGUUGUGUCGGAUGGAAGUCCUGGCGAUCAUGUCCUCUACGCGUUCAGAGCAUCCAACUCUGCUUUCGUACAAAGUGGAAGGUCUGGAAAAGUGCAACACAAUUUAAAGUGUCAUGACAAGUCUUCGUCCAUUGUCGCUUUGGGCUAUGCAAGGGACUACUAUAUCCUUUGCUGCAGGCAGUAUUACAUGAGCUUGCAUGAGAUCCACCAGCUCGAACUAUUUGAUGUGAAAAAAGGCAAGUAUCUGAGAAGUGUUCGUGGAUGUGUCAAUGACAACAUAUCAGCACUGUCCAUCAAUUUGAUGGGCUCGCACGCAAUAGCAGUGUGUGCUUCAGAGAAAGCGAACAUGUCGGAUAUAGCAGUGUGGAACUUGGAAACGGAAGAUCACAAACAUCUUGGACGCCAUCCCGGUGUUUCCACUAUGGGUGCCUGUGUGGAUUUCAGGUUCUGUCUGACAGCAGCUAAAGGUGACAAAACGAUGAGGAUCUGGAACCUGACUAAUAAGAUUAACUUACCAGCGCCCAAACUAAAGAAAUCUUUAGGAGUCAUUGAAAUUCUGCCCAUGGUGAGUAACCCACAGUACAUCGUGGCAAAGGCUUUAAACAACGGUCCAAUCAGUGUCUGGAACAUCGCUAAAGCAAAGUGUCUGCAAAGCGCUGUGAGAAUCGAACGAGGUCUCACGGAGUCUUCCGAUGUACUUCUGAUGAGGAACACCCGGCUGGUGAUUUUAACAGACAGGGGUUUCACCACGGUGGGCGACGAGUCAAGACCUGUUUUCCAGACUGUCCUAAUCUACAACCUACGAACGAAGCGCUACGAGAAGAAACUGACCGACUGCUACAUCGUCCCAGCACCUUCUCGCGAAUACCUUGUCAUCGACGACGACCACCUGAUGGGGCCGUCUGACAACAGGACGCACUUCAUAAUCUGGAGUCUGAUCACGGGGCACGUCGUGCACAGGAUACGCACAAACUUCAAGAAGUUAGACCAAAAGAAAAACGCUCCAUCUGUGUUUGAAUUUUCAAAAUUAGCGAGAGGAACAACGGCAGCCAUGACGCCCUGGGAUCGCAGAGCGGAAACCCGAUCGGCCCGACAGAGGCGUCAUCAGAAAGAAACGGAAGAGGAGCAGAAACGUCUGGAUGAUAUUCGGAAAGAAAAGGAUAAUGGAAUAGAACAGUUCAUCGUGAGCGGCGACGAGCAGGUCAUAGUGGCGUCGUACUACGCUCACCACAUGUGCGUGUUCAACAUCACAGAGCACAAACACACGCAGACGCUGGAGAGCUACACAUCCAUGAUGCUGCUACACGCGUCUGCACUCACGUACGACGGGGGCCAUCUGGUGCACGCCAACUACGACGAGGACUGCAAAAUCAGUUACGUGACGCUGUGGGAUUGCUCCACCGGCCAAAUUAAAAAGAGGUUGAAAAGGGAGGCUGAUGUAUGCGCACUGGGCAUCACGGACGACGCAGAGCGAAUUGUCAUUGGAAAGAGUCCAAAUGAGCUGCACAUCUGGGAUCCAAUGAGAGCCAGUUCUUUAAGGAAAAUAAAAGGCUACUCGGGACUGGAGUUUGGGAUUGGAAGCAAGAUCUUCAUUGGAGAGAAUGGAACACAGGCUGUUGUGUUUGCUGGUGACAUCUCGGUUUGGGACAUCGAAAAGCUGACGGUUCUGGCUGUGUUCACGCCCGACACGAGAAUAAUGUCCUGUCACGUAGCGCUCAAUGGACGGUUGAUUGCGUUUGGCUUGUAUGAGAAAACUGAUGUCAUCUGUUUGAAACUCACGGGUAACGCUCAAAACCUGGCCAGCAUCGAGGGACUCCCAGACGACCUGUUUGACGAGAAACCAGAAUCGUCGGACGAGGAGGAGGCGGAGGAGGAAGAAGAGGCAGAAGAUUCCAAGUCGAAGAAGUCUGGAAAGACACGAUAGUCCUUAUAACCUUCUGAUGACAUUCAGAAAGUGGGGAAAAGAAAAAUACUUUGGGCAGGCGUGGAUUUAGGUGGGGCCUAAGAAUCGCGGGUCCUCCCUGUUUAUGUUCAAGUAAUUAAGUUUUCCUCUGUAUUAAGUGAGAAGUCUGUGCGAAAUCUUACAUUAAUGUUAUAAACCCUCUGUAAAACAAAGUAUAGCUCCGCGUCUGUACUAAGGGUUGUUCCAGAAUGAUCAUAUGGAAGGCAAUUAAUUUAUAUAUGCACCUCCUCACGAUCUAGAAAUUAUAAUACAAACCAUGUGUGUAUAAGAGAAAUGAUACGACAAUUCUUCCAGGCAAACAAUACUAAUUGCGAUACCCUCUCCCCAGCCCCUCCCUGCAUGUGAUUAACUAUGUAACCACCCUAACAGUUUUGAUUUGAGAGUGAUUAAUUAGUUGUACAUGUUUUUUUGUUUUUUGCACUGUGCGCAUUGCAUACUGGCUCGCCUUCUACGAUCAAAACCACAAAUCUGAUUCCUCAUAUUAUGCUAGUCCUUCCUCGUGUCAUCAGAGAUGAAUUCUUGUAUGUGUUGUGCUAGUCUCAGACUAUCAACUGCCACGACGGAGUUGGCCAACUCGACAGUUGCGUUGUAAUUUUCCCUCCCACUCCCAACUUAAAGGGUGCGCUCAGAUUAACAGUCAAUCGAUCGACGAGAAUUGAGUGGUAAGAGUGCUUAGUUAGCAAUUGGAUUGUCGUAAAGUCGUGAGAUAGGCGAGCUGGCCAACCCCGUCGUGACAAUUAGUAGUCUGGGACUAGCAUUAAGAUAGCAACCAAACCUGUUGGCGUUAAAACAACGAUCCAUCCAAUCGAGAACGAAUAUAGCUGUAAUUUUAAAAAAUGUAUUUGAUAACUUAUCCCAUCUAGUGCCCCACCACUGGUAUAUCAAAGGCCAUAGAAUGUGCUGUCCUGUCUAUAGGAAAGUGCAUGUAAAAGAUUCCUUGCUACUAAUAGAAAAAUGUAGCGGGUUUCAUCUAAAGACUACGUGUCGGAAUUAUCAAGUGCUUUCGAUGUCGUUAAACAAAAAUAAAUUUUACUUCAAUACGCAUGAAAGCACCGCUAUUCUUUAAAAAUGCGAAAUACUGUUGCUCGUGAUAAAUCUAUAAAUUGUAACUUUGGAUAUCCGCUCCCCCUCCUCUGUAGCAUAUCAUUCAUGUCUCACUGGCAGAUAUCUAAUUAUUAGUACACUUCAAAAAAUGUAGGGGAACUCUAAUGAAUUUACAAUUGCCAAAAUUGUGAGGUAUAUUAGCUGUAGGGAAUGGUUAUAUGAUAAUAGUUAAUUAAUUGGGCAAACAUUACAACUGGUAGUUCAGUA
Molecule: messenger RNA, 7587 nt
Organism: Gigantopelta aegis
Lineage: Eukaryota; Metazoa; Mollusca; Gastropoda; Neomphalida; Peltospiridae
Exons: 15
Coding region: 1-6237 (2078 amino acids)
Molecular function (GO): protein binding
Source: RefSeq, a predicted model, not a curated record